Molecule: messenger RNA, 4221 nt
Organism: Lontra canadensis (Northern American river otter)
Lineage: Eukaryota; Metazoa; Chordata; Mammalia; Carnivora; Mustelidae
Gene: KPNA5
Product: karyopherin subunit alpha 5
Exons: 14
Coding region: 214-1833 (539 amino acids)
Biological process (GO): NLS-bearing protein import into nucleus
Cellular component (GO): cytoplasm; nucleus; nucleoplasm
Molecular function (GO): protein binding; nuclear import signal receptor activity
Source: RefSeq, a predicted model, not a curated record
GCUGCCGCCGCCACCACUGCGGUCGCCGCAUGCAAGGGCUUCUGGGAGCCGAGCCUCGGGGUCUCGGGGAAGGGGCGCAGGUAGCCGCCAUCUUGAGCUGCGAACCUUGUCGCUACGUUCAACGCUAGGGGCGGAGUGGCGACCCUACUGUUACCUGCAGCGGACGCAGCAGCCGGGAACUGGGAAGUUAAGGCAUCGGGUACUGCCACAUUAAUGGAUGCAAUGGCUAGUCCAGGGAAAGAUAACUAUAGAAUGAAAAGUUACAAGAAUAAAGCCCUAAAUCCCCAAGAAAUGCGUAGACGAAGAGAGGAAGAAGGAAUACAGCUUCGAAAACAAAAAAGGGAAGAGCAGUUGUUCAAACGCAGAAAUGUCUCUUUGCCCAGAAACGAUGAGUCUAUGCUAGAAAGUCCUAUCCAGGAUCCAGAUAUCAGUUCCACUGUCCCCAUUCCAGAGGAAGAAGUUAUCACCACAGAUAUGGUACAGAUGAUUUUUUCUAACAAUGCUGAUCAACAGCUAACAGCAACACAGAAAUUUAGAAAGCUGCUUUCCAAAGAACCUAAUCCACCAAUUGAUCAGGUUAUACAGAAACCAGGAGUUGUACAGAGAUUUGUGAAAUUUCUUGAAAGAAAUGAAAAUUGUACUUUACAGUUUGAAGCUGCAUGGGCAUUAACUAAUAUAGCAUCUGGAACUUUUCUGCAUACCAAGGUAGUGAUUGAAACUGGGGCUGUUCCAAUUUUUAUCAAACUUCUUAAUUCAGAGCAUGAAGAUGUGCAAGAGCAGGCUGUUUGGGCACUUGGUAAUAUUGCUGGUGACAAUGCAGAAUGCAGAGAUUUUGUUUUGAAUUGUGAAAUACUUCCACCUCUUUUAGAGUUAUUAACAAAUUCAAACAGACUUACAACAACCAGAAAUGCUGUAUGGGCCCUCUCAAAUUUAUGUAGAGGCAAAAACCCUCCUCCAAACUUUAGUAAGGUUUCACCUUGCUUAAAUGUCUUGUCACGAUUGUUGUUUAGCAGUGACCCAGAUGUAUUAGCAGAUGUAUGCUGGGCCCUUUCUUAUCUUUCUGAUGGACCCAAUGAUAAAAUUCAAGCAGUCAUUGAUUCUGGAGUCUGUCGAAGAUUGGUGGAACUUUUGAUGCAUAAUGAUUAUAAAGUUGUAUCGCCUGCAUUAAGAGCAGUUGGUAAUAUUGUGACUGGUGAUGAUAUUCAAACACAGGUAAUUUUGAAUUGCUCUGCAUUACCAUGUCUCUUACAUUUGUUGAGUAGCCCAAAGGAAUCAAUCAGAAAAGAAGCCUGCUGGACUGUUUCUAACAUCACUGCUGGAAAUAGAGCUCAGAUUCAGGCUGUUAUAGAUGCAAAUAUUUUUCCUGUUUUGAUUGAGAUUCUUCAGAAAGCAGAGUUUCGCACCAGGAAAGAAGCAGCUUGGGCUAUAACUAAUGCAACAUCAGGAGGUACUCCAGAACAAAUAAGGUAUUUGGUAGCCUUAGGUUGCAUUAAACCACUUUGUGACCUGUUGACUGUUAUGGACUCUAAAAUAGUCCAAGUGGCUUUAAAUGGACUUGAAAAUAUUUUACGUCUUGGAGAACAAGAAUCUAAGCAGAAUGGAAUAGGCAUUAAUCCAUACUGUGCUCUCAUUGAAGAAGCAUAUGGUCUGGAUAAAAUUGAAUUUCUGCAAAGCCAUGAAAAUCAGGAAAUUUACCAAAAGGCUUUUGAUCUGAUUGAACAUUACUUUGGUGUAGAGGAAGAUGACCCCAGCAUUGUACCUCAGGUGGAUGAAAGUCAGCAACAGUUCGUGUUUCAGCAGCAGGAAGCACCAAUGGAAGGAUUUCAACUUUAACUUGGUGGGGUAAAAAUUACUGGCUAUGAAGGAUGGUUUCAGAGAUCUCUUCUUUGUUACAAUAUCAGUAGGAAUGUUUGCUGUGUUUUUACUUAGAACAGAAAAGGAAAAAGUUGAUGCACUUUUAAAAAGCAAAACAAAAGUUUCCAUUCAGAUGCAAUCUUCCAUUAUAGGUUUUUUUAUUUUGGUGUACGUAUGUUUGUGUUUUUAUUGUCUUACCUAUUUUUUGUAAUGUGAGCAAUUAAAUAUAUAUGAAAUUAUUUAAUAACUUAAGCUUGAAAAGGAGAACUUUGAUAAAGUAUUAUAUAUAAUAGUUCUGAGUUUUUUUUCUCGCAUCUUGGAAACUGCACAUUGGCAGUACAGCUGAUAAUUGCAUUUUGGCAGUAAGUCUGACAUGCCCAAUCUACUAAAUCUACCUCUAUCUUGAAGCAAAAACAAAAAAGCUUCAGAAGCAUGAAAUAGUGUAAAAGCUAAAUUAGAAUGUGAAAAUAUCUGUUACCUUAAAUUAUAAAUCACUGUGCUGUAGGUUAUACUUUGCAAAAAAAAAAAAAAAAUUAUAACAGAAAACCUGUAAAAUUUAUUUAUAAAACAUAGAAGUAUUGUACUGAUAAUCAAUUAAAAUGUGGCAAUUGUGAAGAGAAAAGCUGUUCUUCAUGUUGAACACAUUAAGAUGAUUACACAUUUAAAUAUUUGUGUUUUUAACAUGUAAAUGCUAUUAUAUUAGUAUAUUUUGUAUUUUGACCAAAAAAUGCUACCAUUUUUGAAAUAGUGUUUUAUUAUUUUUUCACUCUUCAUUUUAAAAAGCAUCAUGAUAGAGAUGCCAUCAUGAAUCUAAAGUAGUGCUGCAUAGCAAAAAUAAUACUGUAAUCCUUUCUCUGAUUUUUUUCAGAGCAGUCAUUGUAAAGUUUCACUUUCUGUGUAAUAAUAAACUUAGGUACUUGAAUGACAAAAUUUUCCUGAAGAAAUCACCUUGUUACGUGUUAAAUUUUAUUAAAUGGACUUAAUGUUUGGACACUAAAGGAUGACACUAAUGAAAGUUGCUAAGGACUCUUUAAUAUAGUUGAAAUCUGUACUAGGAAUUUUUUUUCAUUUUUCAUAACACUUGGAGGGCCAUACUGCUGCUUGUUGUAAAUCUGUUUUAAGUUACAUUUGUAUCAGAUUGGUCAACAUAAUGUACAUGUUUUAUGUUUUAACAGCAAAAGCCUCUUCAAACCAUGAAGCUUUUAAAAAAAAGUUUCAAUAGGAAAGUAUAUAUAUAUUUAUUUAUAGAUACAUAUGUAAAUGGUGUCUGUGUGUUAUUUUCACAGUGAUGUACUUGGUAGAGCUUUCUAAGCAGAUGUGGUACUGUUGAACUCAGUCUUUUCAUUUAUAGUUAUAUGCAGGCUAUUUACACUUCUAAUUAUAUACCUAAAAUACUUAUUUAAAAAUUAGUAUACAACUGUUUUAAGAUGGGAACUAAAGCAUUUUUGAUAUGAUUCAUAGUCUAUUCUGUAAAGAAAGAUUUCAUUUAUGAUAGCAUUUAUAAUGUUUCUGCUGGAAAUCAGAGGCAUGUUACAAGAAGAAAAUGUAUAUAGGAAUACUUUUAAAUAGUAUGACACUUUGUAAAUUAUGUAUCAUGAAACUAUGCUUUUGGCAAGACACUUAAAACCUACAGCUAUAAAAUACAGGUUUAAAUGGUGUCCAUAAUACUGACUGUAUCUGCCAAACCCCUUUUUAUAUAUUGUUAAGUAGAGGAUUAUAUCUGUGCCCUUUUUAUUGUAGUGGAAGUUAGAAAGUUUAGUAUAAAAAGUUUUUCUCUUGUGUUAUGUAUAGUCAAAAGAACAGGGUAGUUAUAUCAAAGAUUAUCAAAUUGAUGGUGAAUUUAUGAGGUAAACAUUUUUUUUGUGGUACAGAUGGUUCUAAGUAUCAGGUGACAGGGUAUUACACUCUUUCUAAUCAAUUGAACUUGAUAAUCCAGCAUAAUUCAUAAACUAACCAGCUGUGCCUGCUUUUAUUUUGAGGACCCUGUAGUCACAUUAAUAAAUAAGCCAAGUCUUUCAAACAAAAUAGUUCUUAUAGAAGGAAAAAUAAUACAUAUGUGUGUGCAUACCCACACACAUAUAAAACGAUUUUUGAGGAGACAGUUUUUAAAUUUUGCCAGUAAAAUCUUUUAUCUCUAACACAGAAUAUGACCAUAUUUUAAACAUCUAAAUAUAGAAUCAUAUUUAAUUUCUUAGAUCUGUUAUUUGGGUAAUUAAUUUGAUUAGAUUUGAAUGCAAGAGGGAGUGAGUAUCUAUCUAUUAGUUGGGACCAGCUAUGGACAUGCUGAUGACUUCAUUGAACCAAGACUAGCAAAUACUUCAUUACUAAAAUUUUUUUAUAUGACUACACUUUUCAAAUAAAAUAUUG